Molecule: messenger RNA, 360 nt
Organism: Dovyalis caffra
Lineage: Eukaryota; Viridiplantae; Streptophyta; Magnoliopsida; Malpighiales; Salicaceae
Source: the annotation of a GenBank genome assembly
AUGCACAAGCCUCAAAGAGACAGCUUUGUUAUUCAAGUAAGAGGAAGUACUAGUACUUAUUCUGAAGCCCUUGACAACCAAAUCCCUCAAGCUAGUAAGUUAAAUUUCUCUGCCAUGAAGCUCUUCCAUCGCUUUCGCAAAAUUUUCAUGCGACUCAUAUUUUCGCGUCCCACGACGACGUCAAGCAUGGCUUCGAAGCAAAGAAGUUGCGAGAGAUUUGAUCCACCGAAGACUUCAUGCAGCUCUUAUUACUCGUCUAACUCACAUUACAGCGAGGCUAUUGCCGACUGCAUUGAGUUCUUCAAUAAGUCUGCUCAGGAAGGGAAUUUAGAUGGUCGAAAAUCUGAUGUUUGGGCUUGA